This is a messenger RNA of Morchella sextelata, 1188 nucleotides long. RefSeq lists its product as uncharacterized. NCBI's taxonomy places the organism in Eukaryota, Fungi, Ascomycota, Pezizomycetes, Pezizales, Morchellaceae. The record is from RefSeq and is a predicted model, not a curated record. The coding region runs from base 1 to 1188 and encodes 395 amino acids. The transcript has a single exon.
AUGCACUGGCGAACACCAAGAGACAAAUCCCAGACCUGCCACACCCCAAUCCUCCUAGAUGGACAAGAAUUCCAACCCGGGCAUCAAGUCAGAUGGGUGGGCUUCUGGCUCUCCCCCUCCUUUAACCCCAACACCCACUUCCUAAGGAGACUAGCCUCAGCAAGGUCGGCCUUCGGCCUUAUCCAACGCUUCUCAUCCGCAGGCAAAGGCCUCUCCUCCCGCAACUGCCAAAAGGCCGCCACCCUAGCGAUAAGACCCAUGCUUACCUAUGGCGCAAACGUCCUCACCCCAACCUCCGCCCUCAAACCAAUGACGAUCUUCUGGAACUCUAUACUCCGGUGGGCCACAGGGUGCUUCAGGGCAACCAACCGCAAAGUGCUAUGGGCGGAGGCGAACACGCCCCCCCUGGACCUCUACCUACACUACCUCAAAUGCAAAUACGCCAUUCGAAUCCUACAAGCAUGCCCCCUCGGCAACCUUGUAACCGGCAGGACGAGCCCCUCCUUCCCAACGAUCUCCAACCAUAGAACAUUCUCACAUACCCAACUCCUCAAAGGGCUCCCCAAUCCCCCCAAGAAAUGGAACUCAACCGCGCUCAAAGGCGUCGCACACCUACCCAUCGAAUUCCUCGGAUCCCUCCUUCUCCCCUUGAUAAGAGAAGGCGUUGCCCCGGAACAAAUGAAUCGCUAUGCAAAAACCCAACUACUCGUCAACUGGCAACUACACUAUGCACCCCCAGAAUACUACGCCCACCCUCUCUCCACCACCCCGCUUCCCUUCAACGACCUCCUCAAAUUCGUUGCAACCCGAAUCCAUCAAUUCAGAUCAGGGAAGAGCUAUCUCCGAGCCCAAAAGACCUGGAUGACCGCCCACACCCCCUCUACAUGCGAACGAUGUAAUGCAGCGGAAGAAACACCAGAGCAUGUCAUCCUCCACUGCCCCAAACUCGCCCCAAAUAGACAUGGUCUACUACGAACCAUCACAUCGCUGAACGAUAUCUGGAACGACCAGACCCUUACCACAGCACUAGGCGCCUUCAUAGUUUCCACAAGAAUGAGAUAUCCCAGAAGCGCCCCCCCAUCACCCCUCGCUACAGGCUCCACAACUAUAUCGACCCUCACAUCGAUAUCCACUAUAUCCUCACCCCUCACACCAACGGGACCAAUACCCGCGAUCUAUGCUUCCUAG